This is a messenger RNA of Dibothriocephalus latus, 3707 nucleotides long. NCBI's taxonomy places the organism in Eukaryota, Metazoa, Platyhelminthes, Cestoda, Diphyllobothriidea, Diphyllobothriidae. The record is from the annotation of a GenBank genome assembly.
GUCUUCUUGAUACAAGUAAGUUCGUCGACCCGAUCAAUACAAGAUUCCUGAUUCAGACGGUCCUGGUGAGCUCCUUGCCUUACCUAAACGCCUCCAUCGGAGGAGCAAUCCAGUCUCUUCAUCCAGAAAAUCUUCCAAAUACGCUGAGUGAACUGAAUAACAGUGAUUACCUAGAUGUGGUUGUCUCAGUCAUCAAAGGAAGUUCUAGUUUGGCAGACGGUGGUGGAAGAAACACCCUGUUAAAUUGUCUAAUGCAGGCCGAUAUUGAGGACAUUACGCUCCAGAUUGGUGCCUUGAUGGACGACCUUUUACAGGCGCUUGGCAUCAGCUUGUUACUAUCGCCACCGGCGGACAAUGCUUCCAUCUCGCAUUCACCGGCGGCCAAUUUGCUUUCACUCAUUGCCUUUGUAGUCUUUCGGAUUAGCAGCGGUCAUCCAGAAUGGAUGGAGGAAGAGACACAACGCAAUCGGUUGUUAUGUAGCUACCUCACCGGCACCUCAGGCUUGACCGAUACAGCAGGUAUGACUGAUAAGUGUCUGCCUGUAGAACUUCUGCAUUUAAUAACCGGCCUGUUGACUGAUCGAGCCGACUUCCUCCGCCACAUAUUUCCCUGGAGCGCCUGGUUCUUCCUUGAACUUUUGAUGAGGACUUAUAUUCAGGAGACAGUUCAAAGCAGAGCACUUAUCAUCGGAAGACAUGCAUUUCGUGAGGAUCUGCUUGUGCUGACCGCAAAAAUUGCGAAAUAUGUCUGCAGUCGACUAGAAGAAACGAUAACCGAUUCUGGUGGGGCAACGGUUGUCUGGGCGGACGCUCUUACGCAACCAGAUAUUCGCAGACAUCUUAGCAGUAGCCUGGCGAAUGAAAUAAGCCUGAAUAGGAGUUUUGCAUUCUUUCUGUGCGAUGCCUUCGGCUGUAUAAACACGGUCUUCCUUUAUCAGCAAAUAUCGACCUAUCUGGAUAUUAUGGACAAAAGGAUACAUCAUCUCUCGACUGUGGACAAGCAAGAAGACUCCGAUUUGAUAUCGCCAAAAGCGGCCAAUGAGCUUCGAUGUUUGGUGUUUCUAAAGCUCGAAUUCUUGCAAAUCGUCAGCUCCAACAGGGACUUUGUGACCCUUUCAUUGCCGGUUGAUAACCACCGAUUUUCCCAGUUGAAGACCAUAUCCGACGUGGAUUUCCUUCGGAGUAUUCCGCCGAACUACUCCAUCCUUCAAUUUCCGGUCUAUCGCACCGUCCAUUUUCUUCCCUAUUUAGUUCUGAGCGAAGUAUAUCGGUGUCUUGCAAGUCAUGAUGUCAAAAUACAGGAACAGUCCAUGGGCCUUCUGUGGUUCUGCAUUCGAAAUCUCGAGAACAAUCCGCACAACGUUCAUCUCUUUGACCGAUCCUUCGCCAGCGGCCUCCCCGACGCCACUCCACUCUAUCUGCCCCUGUUGGAAGUUGCCUGUGACUUAGCCCCAGGUCUACUGGCCUACUGGCUGCAGGGAGAUGAGAUGGACGGCAACGGGGGGCACAAACACGAGGGUGGAACAAGUUCUACGCUGCGACAGGCAGGAAGCGAACUUGCCAGUGAGGCGUCAGCAACGGAUGACCGAGAGCAACUCAGGCCGACGGGUUUCCAGACCCUCCGAAAACAGACUAACGCGCCGCAGGCCGCCGCCCUGGGGAGAGAAUCCUCCAGGACAAGACGACGGCUGUCCAGCUCUGAGCUCAGGGACGAGUGUGCAUCCAGUCCAGUCGGUACCAAUGCCAGCAUGCACUUCCAGUCCAUCCUACCGCACUUUUCCUUCUACUUCAAACGUGAGCCGAAUACGCAUCAAGAUUGGAGUCUGGACAGCAUCCAACGUCUUCUCCUUCUAGUGUUAUGGGUCCUUCACCAGUGUCGGGAUACCAUUUUGGCUGAGUGGAUGUUGCGGACUGGGAUGGAAAUGAUUGAAAGACUCAAUAGUUUGCUAAUAAUGGCCUUGCACUAUUUUGAAUACAAGGUGCCCAUUGUCAACAUUGAUACGCAAAUGCCGUCUCCUCGAUUACCUAAUCUGCCCUUUCUGAAGGCUACUUUUAGUAACCAGCGUUUACUUCCCGAAUUUACUCCAGCGCCUAUCAAAUGUACCAAGUCCCCGGGAACUUCGAUGACCCAGACGCCAUCCUCCUCCGUUCGCGGCAUAAUUUUGGAGCCACCAUCGUGGCAAUCGUCACAUCUACACAAGUCCUGCGUUGAAAACAGAAAACUGCUGGCCAAAACAGUUGUGUCCAUCGUCUGCAACACGCUGGAACUCAUAACUGUCAUCUUUCUUGUCUAUAAAUUCUACUUUGAUGCAGGUAUUGUGAUCAUUGUUCACCUCCUCCUGUUCUCAAAGUUAGCUUUUGAUGGCUUUUGCCGUUUCCGCUGGUUCAGUGUACUGGCCCAUCGUUUUCCGAAGUUCUUCUUCGAUGAGUACCACGCACUCACGUUCUCAGUUUGUUACGUCCUCCUCCCAUUCUGCUCUUCUCCUCUGCCGAAAAUCCGCGCCAUGGUUACAGCCGUAUUUUAUCAGAUGUUCAGGCAGUGUUACCUACUACACAAGCACCUGUUCUUCUUGAGCUGCGAAAUGACUCUGGGCAUUCAACUGCACCUUUACGGCGACUUUCAAAUCCUCGAUGAUAUUAGAACGUGGCUGAAGAAUGUCGAUGACGAAAUGGAGGGACUGCAGAAGCGCAAACACCUGACAGGAAAGGGAAUUUGUGCAAAUGAUCCGUGGAGCAUACGGAGCAUCGAAACUGUGCCAAUGGUCAUAAUGGUCUCGUUUUAUCACUUGCUGGAACAGCGUGCAGCUCCACAAGGCCGCUACCUACAGGCCGCGUUUAAUUCCCUAAAAGCCUAUGCCAAAUCGGACAUGGCGGUUGACAUUGAGCAGCGUCAAUUGGAAGGCCUUCAGGCGCACCAAAGGCAUAUUUUCCGCUCUCCUUGCACUAGCGGAUUGCAGUACGUCGUACUCACUUCCCAGUUUCACGCCACCGGGGGAUUCUACGCACAGUUGUCGGUUUCUAUUGAGAUCUGGAUGGAGAUUGUCGCUUGCUUACAACACCUGCAGCGAUUUCUAACCCCAAACAGUGUGGCUACAGCAACUGAGCGAGAGCAUACCUUAAAUUUAACUGACAUCAUCCUUCGAAUGGCCACAGCUAGUCGGCUGGUUCCUGAGCUUCGCCAGAACUGGUUACUUCGACUGGCAGAAAUAAAUCUUCUUGUAAGCGGUGCGAGCACGAUCGCGGAUCAAGUAAUGAGCGCCAACCUCCUGGAGGAGUGCUCUGUCGAAGCGGCCAUUGGUCUGCCUACUGUACCGCCCUGUUCGCGAUUUUUUCUUCGCAGCAGCAUGAGUGGUCUAGAUGGCGAUGAGAGGUCUUGGGACAGUCAGCAAUCUCUUUCCUGUCUCAUUGGCCAGUUGCAGGAAUUGGUAGAGAAGACGGUUGACUGUCUGAUGGCCGCAGAUCAGUUUGAGAUUGUGACAUUGCUAUGCCACUGGUUGAUGCCCAUUCUCGCUUCAUUGGGACAUCACCAGCGACUGGCGAAGAUCCAUGAGCUGGUUGGUGCUACACACACAGCUGCGACAGCCUCUGCGCUCUACAUUCAAAUAACCUAUGUCGAACCAUAUUACUCUCAGUCGGAGGCUCGCCAAAAAGCAACCAUCUUCGGGCGAAACUACGGCAUUAGUAAGCUAUAUGUGUUUCAACAUUGA